Messenger RNA from Acanthopagrus latus (yellowfin seabream), 3212 nucleotides. RefSeq names its product creatine kinase U-type, mitochondrial-like. The transcript has 10 exons. Gene Ontology annotation, molecular function: creatine kinase activity. The record is from RefSeq and is a predicted model, not a curated record. Lineage: Eukaryota; Metazoa; Chordata; Actinopteri; Spariformes; Sparidae. Bases 1819 to 3066 code for a protein of 415 amino acids. Gene Ontology annotation, cellular component: mitochondrion. Gene Ontology annotation, biological process: phosphocreatine biosynthetic process.
UUAGCUUAUAUCAGUGCUUUAUUUAUCAUCUGAUAUAAAACAUAGAAGUUACCAGUUCAAAACAUCAACACGAUUUGGCAGUUCCUGGGUCCAAAUCAGAGGAAGGCCUUUUGCAGAGGAGAAGAGAGGAAACAAAAGUUUAACCAUAAACAAAGAUGCUAAAACACUUAAUUUUGUCAGAUGUUUUUUUGUUUGUUUGUUUUUUGUUUGUUUUUUUUUUUGUCAGCAUCAUGUGUUUACGGAAGCCCUGAGGGGCAGGGAGAUAUUAAGAGAUAUUAAGGUUUCCCAGCUUCAUGUUCUUUACCAACCAAACACCUGAGCCAGCUGCUAGAUGGCAGAAUUAAAGUGACUGGGUGUUUAUGUGUGUGUUUAUUCUUGGAGGUCAUCAGGCACCCUUGUGACAGAUGGCAUCUGAGACAAACCACACAGGUCAUGGUGAAUAUGUAGAGUCCCUUUGCAGUAUAAACACUAGGCUAGUAUUCUCCACACCCUCAAUGUCAGUAAUGAAGCUGGACUUUAUACUGUGUGAUACCGAGCUACAAUAAAACACACUUGAAUUACUGUAAUGUUUUCAGGAGGCGGAUCUUCCUGCAGGUAAGAUGACCCUGACCCACAUGCUGAUAAGUCUAAUUACUAUAGAGUUAUGGAUUUCUGUUCCUGGACAUUUGGGAUAUGUUGUGCUGUACUGUAUUGUAUUGGGUACAGCAGAAGAACAAGUCACACCAACCUUAAAGAAAAAAUAUUUAAUAAAAUCACAGUUCAAAUAACUGUAGGGGGUGCCAAAUCGCACAAAACGUCAAUUUCUUCAUAAUGUUGCUUUAGGAUGUCCCUGGUCCAGUGGUAAAGUACAUUUACUCCAUUACUAUUCUUAAGUUAAAUCUUGAGGUCCUAUUUUUCUGACAUUUUAUAAAUCUACAUACUUUUGGCUAUACCUUUCUGAGAGCAAUAUCCUUUUUAGUUACGAGUGUCUUCAAAUUAAUUCUGUAAUCUUACAAAACAUAUGAUCAGUUUGUAUAAAGUGAUCCAUGGUAACAGAUUAAACUACAAGAAGUGUAUGAGGCAGAGCACAUUGUCUUCAAACUGACCAACAAAAGCUUUAAAACACUGUCCACAUCUCAACACAUCAGUAGCCAUGAUCCAAAUGUUAUACUGUAACACUGCCACUCUGCAUUAUCAGUGCUUGUACUUUUGAGACUUUUGGACAUUUGGUACAGUGAAAUUUAUGACACAUAUCAAGUGUUAUAUGUGAUCACAAGGGGAAAACACUGACCUAAAUAAGGAGAUAAUAAUGGAAUGUUAAUAUAGAUAAUAUAUUUCUGUACUUUUACUUGAGUGAAAUUUCAAGUACUGCAUCAAAGCAUGAUCAUCAAGGUUAUGAAAGAGUGCAAGGGAGCAAAGAAUUAAAGGUAUUUCAUGGGUAUCAUAGUGUGAAGAAGAGCACAUGAAGUAAACUGAUAAAAACUUAAGUGUGUGUGUGUGUAUGUGUGUGUGUGUGAGCAUGCAUGUGCAGGAGUGCAUGUGUGAAGUGGCAGGCAGACAUGCUGACUGACAGUAGAAAGAGGAUUUUCUUGUCUGUUGCCCAGCGAGAAGCUAAUCCCGAGCUAGUGUCCCUCUCCCUCUCCCUCUCCCUCUCCCUCUCCCUCUCCCUCUCCCUCUCGCUCUCCCUCUCCCUCUCCCUCUCUGAUCCCAUCUCUGUUCUUCAGUCUGCUCUCACUCUGCAGAUCGAGCCUCUCUGGACUGAGCUGCAGGAAAAACACAGGAGCUUCACCGCCUCCACUCUUCAGACAAACCUCAGGUAAUCAGCCAGACUUGGUAACCAUGGCGAACUCUUUCACCCGUGUGAUGUCUGGCCGUAACACUGCCGUGGUGUUGGCCAGCAUUGGAGCCAGCACACUGGCGUCUGGAUACCUCCUCAGUGACAGCACUGCUGCAGCUGACAGGAAGAGGCUCUAUCCACCCAGUGCUGAUUUCCCUGACCUGAGGAAGCACAACAACUGCAUGGCAGCUGCCCUGACUCCAAAGAUUUAUGCCCACCUGAGGGACAAGACAACCUCCAGCAACUGGACCGUGGAUCAGUGUAUCCAGACCGGGGUGGACAACCCAGGACACCCUUUCAUCAAGACUGUGGGCAUGGUCGCUGGAGAUGAGGAGAGCUACGAGGUGUUUGCUGAGCUCUUUGACCCUGUGAUCAAGGAUAGACACAAUGGCUAUGACCCUCGCACGAUGAAGCACCCCACUGACCUGGACGCUUCCAAGAUCACCUCAGGAAUGUUUGACGAGCGCUACGUGUUGUCAAGUCGUGUGCGUACAGGCCGCAGCAUCCGUGGACUGAGUCUUCCUCCUGCGUGCACGCGUUCUGAGCGCCGCGAGGUGGAGCGUGUGGUUGUGACCGCUCUGUCUGGCCUAAAGGGAGACCUGGUUGGUCGCUACUACAGCCUGGGAGACAUGUCUGAGAGAGAGCAGCAACAGCUUAUUGAUGAGCACUUCCUGUUUGAUAAACCUGUGUCACCUCUGCUCACGUCAGCUGGGAUGGCCAGAGAUUGGCCUGAUGCUCGUGGGAUCUGGCACAACAACGAGAAGAACUUCCUGAUCUGGAUCAACGAGGAGGACCACACGAGGAUCAUAUCCAUGGAGAAGGGAGGCAACAUGAAGAGAGUGUUUGAGAGGUUCUGCAGAGGCCUCAAACAGGUGGAGCAACUCAUUCAGGAGAGAGGUUGGGAGUUCAUGUGGAAUGAGCGUCUGGGCUACAUCCUCACCUGCCCCUCUAACCUCGGCACUGGACUCAGAGCUGGUGUGCAUAUUCGUCUGCCUAUCCUCAGCAGGGACCCUCGCUUCAAAAAGAUCCUGGAUAACCUGAGGCUACAGAAGAGAGGCACAGGAGGUGUGGACACGGCUGCUACUGGAGACACCUUUGACAUCUCUAAUCUCGAUCGUCUGGGCAAGUCGGAGGUGGAGCUGGUGCAACUAUUGAUUGACGGCAUAAACUACCUGAUCGAAUGUGAGAAGAGGCUGGAGAGGGGGCAGGACAUCAAGAUCCCCGCCCCCAUCGCUCAGUUCAGGAAGUGAAGCUCUCCUCUGCUGGGAAUCCUGGUGUAGAGCAGGUGCUCCAACUGCUGGUCGCUAAAACGUUGGUCUUAUAAGAUAUUCAAGGCAUGUAUAGCGCUGUACUGACUUACAUGCACAUUAAAUUCAUGACCUGUACAUGAAUUCUA